Molecule: messenger RNA, 1444 nt
Organism: Papaver somniferum (opium poppy)
Lineage: Eukaryota; Viridiplantae; Streptophyta; Magnoliopsida; Ranunculales; Papaveraceae
Product: stress response protein nst1-like
Exons: 3
Coding region: 82-1257 (391 amino acids)
Source: RefSeq, a predicted model, not a curated record
UCAGAAGUUAACGCAGAAAGUGAAAAUCAAAACAAUAUCGAGGAGUUUCCCGAGUGAGUGAGAUCUACAGAAAAACACACGAUGAGGAUCCGUAAACUCAUGGCUCAGAAAAAAGUCUGCCAAACUCUUCCUUCUUCAACUCCGACAACAAUACCAGUAAUCCCUGCUUCUAGUACUGUUCAGUGUGUUCCAACUAUUUGUGAGGAGGAGGAGGAGCGUGUGAAUAAUUUACAGACAAAAAAGGAAGAAGUUGUUGGUGUUUGCGAGCUGAAUAUGUCAGUAUGGGAUGUGAUUCCAGCUAAAGACCUUCUCUAUUACUUCUCAGAUGAAGAUUUUAAGGAUUUAAACUAUGAAGAAGAAGAUUAUGAUGACGAUUAUGAUGAUGACGAUAAAAUUGUAGACGAAUCAGUUAAUGCAGAAGAAGAUCAAAUAAGUUUCCGUAGAAAUGGUAUUGAGCCCGAAGAUGAUGAUGAAAAAACUAAAGAAGAAGAAUUGGUAGAGAAACAAUAUGCGACGGCGUAUAAAAGGAAAUUGUGGUUAAAGUCAUUGACGAAGAAGAAUAAUGAGAAGAGGAAAAGAGAUUGCCACGACGAUAUUGAUAGUAAUGUAAAGGAGGAGAAGAAGAAGAAGGAGAAUGGAGUAGUGUAUUGUUGCAAAACUGAUGGGCAAGGAUGGCAUUGUCGAUCAAAAGCACAAAAAGGGAAGCCAUUGUGUAAACAUCAUUUGAUUCAAAUGCAACGUAAUUUAGAUCAUCAGAGAGAUAAUAAUCAGGAAAAGAAGAUUCAAAAAUUGGAGAAGAAGACAGCAAGAAGAGGUAGACCACCAAAGGAAUCCAAUACUACUAAUACUACUACUACGAUUCGGGGAAGAAAGAACAAGGGGAAACUAUCGGGGAAAAAAUCAUCUGAAUUUGUUUAUUAUUCCGGGUUUGGUCCGUUGUGGGGUAAGAAUAAAAGAGGAAGACCACCAAAUGAAGUUAAAAAACAACAAGAAGAUGCAGAAGAGGAAGACGCAAAAGAGGAGGAAUGUGAAAAAUUAGAAGAAAAGCAAGAAGUUAUUGAUGAAGCCCCCCUAAUUGAUGAUCCAACAAGUCCCAAAAUGAAUAUUGUAAAAGAGGAUAACAAUAAUGGUUGUAUGUUCAUCGAUGACGAGUUUGAAUCAGAUGAUGAUGACUCCGAUGAAGAUUGUAAUGGUGUUAAUGUCAGGAAAAGAUAUCGAAAACCCAUCAAAGCUAGAUCACUUGCAUCACUCUUUUGAGCAUUUUUUUUAGUUUUUGGUUAUUGUUUGCUGUAUUUUUUUUUUCUCUGUUGCCCACUCUAGACCAAGGGAUAUACUGUUUGACCUUGUUCUAAGGGCAUUUUCGGUAUUUCAAACGUUGGAAUGGAUGUUUUAGGGGAAAAAAUAAUGUUACCACUAUUUUAAUCUAGAACCACAAAUUUCAUUA